Aureobasidium vineae is the source of this 1707-nucleotide messenger RNA. NCBI's taxonomy places the organism in Eukaryota, Fungi, Ascomycota, Dothideomycetes, Dothideales, Saccotheciaceae. The record is from the annotation of a GenBank genome assembly.
AGUAGAGCAUACUCAGGCAAGAUGUCGGCAUCAGCCCUUCUCAAGAGCCGCGUGAGGCGCCCAAGCUACCUCAAGAAGAUUGCCAAAGCUGAGGACUUGAUGCACCACUUUCCCAAUGGCAGCUAUAUCGGCUGGUCCGGUUUCACUGGAGUUGGAUAUCCCAAAAAGGUCCCAACAGCCAUGGCCGAUCACGUUGAGAAGAAUGGCCUCCAAGGUCAACUCAAGUACAACCUGUUUGUUGGCGCUUCUUCAGGCGCUGAAACCGAGAACCGAUGGGCCAAACUCAACAUGAUCGAGCGUCGCGCUCCCCACCAGGUCGGGAAAGAGAUAGCAAAGGGCAUCAACAAUGGCAACAUCAAGUUUUUCGACAAGCAUCUGAGCAUGUUUCCCGUCGAUCUGAUGUACGGCUUCUACACAAGAGAAAAGGCAAACAACCGCUUAGACGUUGCUAUCGUGGAAGCUAGCGCUAUCACCGAAGAUGGCGGCGUAAUCCCUGGUGCCUCUGUUGGUGCCUCACCAGAGAUAAUUCAGAUGGCGGACAAGAUCAUUAUCGAGGUCAAUACUGCUGCACCUUCAUUCGAAGGCCUUCACGACAUCACCAUGACUGAUCUUCCCCCUCGUCGCAAACCUUAUCUGAUCAUGGCUCCUGAGGACCGCGUUGGCACUCCACAUAUUCCUAUUGAUCCUGAACGUGUCGUCGCUAUUGUCGAAUCAGACUACCCAGAUCAGACCCAGCCUAAUGCCCCAGAGGAUGAUACCAGCAGAGCCAUUGCCAGCAACCUUAUCGAGUUCUUGAAAUACGAAGUCAAAAGAGGACGUCUGCCCGAAAACCUCCUGCCACUUCAAUCUGGCAUUGGAAACAUUGCCAACGCCGUCAUUGGUGGUCUUGCCGGAGGGAACGCCGAUUUCAAGAAUCUCAAAGUCUGGACUGAGGUUCUGCAAGACUCUUUCCUCGAUCUCUUCGAUUCAGGUAUGCAAGGGAAAACACGGAUAGCACGAUUCCAUCGACCAGAGGGUAUCUCGGAGCAAUUACCACAAAAACAUGCUAACUGCAUCCCCACUUUACAGNGCAACCUUGACUUUGCAACUGCCACCUCUAUUCGCUUCUCUCCCGAUGGUUUCAAACGCUUCUAUGAAAACUGGGAGCACUACUAUCCCAAGCUCUUGCUUCGCAGUCAGGCAGUCUCUAACUCGCCUGAAGUCAUUCGCCGCCUUGGUGUUAUCGGAAUGAAUACACCCGUGGAGGUCGACAUUUACGCGCACGCCAACAGCACCUGCGUUCUCGGAUCGCGCAUGUUGAACGGUCUGGGUGGAAGUGCCGAUUUCCUGCGCUCGGCCAAAUACUCCAUCAUGCACACCCCCUCCACUCGUCCCAGCAAGACUGACCCGACAGGUGUUUCGUGCAUUGUCCCAAUGUGUACGCACGUCGACCAGACCGAGCAUGAUCUAGAUGUCGUUGUUACAGAGCAAGGAUUCGCCGAUGUCCGUGGCCUGUCCCCUCGCGAACGUGCUCGUAUUAUCAUCAAGAAGUGCGCUCAUCCGGACUACGUGCCCAUCCUCGAGGACUACUUCAACAAAGCCGAGUUUGAAUGCCUGCGCAAGGGUAUGGGACAUGAGCCUCAUAUGCUGUUCAACUCAUUCGACAUGCACAAGCAUCUUGUUGACCACGGUACCAUGAAGAUUGACAAGUGGAACUGGUAUGGUUAA